AUGCCGCGCUCAACUACAGUAUGGGCGGCCGCCUUCCUCCUGGUCAGUUUGUCUGGCUCCGGCCCACUGCUCACAACAGCAGAGGCCAUGCCAGCACCCGGUCCCAGGGAAACAGGAAAUCGCCCUCGCUACUACUUCCCGCGACAUGUCAAGCGACAAGUCGUCCGUGCCAACGAGACGACGACAGCGGCAACCAUUCAGUCGUCGACGUCGCCUUCCCCGUCGUCCCUUCCCACAACAAGCGGCUCCUCUGAGCGCCUUGAACUACGCUCAUCCGACUCGGAGUCGAAUGGCUUCUCAUCCUUUCACCAAUGA
Messenger RNA from Pyrenophora tritici-repentis Pt-1C-BFP, 315 nucleotides. NCBI's taxonomy places the organism in Eukaryota, Fungi, Ascomycota, Dothideomycetes, Pleosporales, Pleosporaceae. The record is from RefSeq and is a predicted model, not a curated record.